GUCGGUCAGAUUUAAUCCAUCACCGAUCAAUUCAUAUGACUUCCAACUUAUUCAUUCUUGAUUCAUCUUCGACUUUUUGAACCCCCCAUUUUCAAAUUUGCGCGACUCGACUCGAUCAUUGUCUUUUAUAUUCAUGUAGCUCAUUUUCGUACCGCCCUGUCAAACCAUUGAUGGUCCUCGUACUUGACCAUGGACCGUCCUCGACGAGCAGCGGUGCGGAGCAAUCCGUCCCGAGCGGCCAAGUUAAAGAAGCCAGUCCGUGAGACUCGAUCAACCCGCUCAACCCGCUCAACACAGCCAAAUGUAGCUACUCGAUUUAGGGCGCUCUCACUCUCUCCUUCGUCUGAUGAAUAUAUGGACGGUGAUUAUUCGGAUAGUGCCAGCAUUCCUGCCCCACGUACCUCGACCGCCACGCGAAAGCGAAAGAACAAUCACGACGACCAUCCACAAUCCCCCCAGAAAUCGCAACGUCGGACUCGAGCUCAAACCACCGCUAAAGCAAGCCAGACAAAGACCAUUAGCCCUCGUACACCAAACUCAGUUGCGGCUACACCUUCAGCUUCUAAAAGCACUACUCCUUCCUCCUACCCUCCUUGGACAACCCUCCCGUAUCUUGUUCUGCUGUGCGUUUUCGACAAAGUGGCUGCACCGAUCCGCGAUCCUACGUCGCGACGAGAAGAUGUGUCCGAAGCAGUCAACACCUUGUUGUUAGCUGCACGAACAUGCACUAAAUUCACGGAACCUGCUUUAGCAGCUCUUUACAGAUGCCCUCCGUUCUACCAUCCGUGGCGCUACACCAAGGAUCCCUUCACCUCCAUGAGCCAAUUCAUCACCACGCUGAAUAUGGAUCCUCGCGACACCAUGAUCAAGUACCGACCCAAGAUCGAGACCUUGCUUAUAGAAGUAGGUUCGACUGUAACUCCGAAGCACCAGACAAACUAUCUUCGUCUACAGCACGCGAUCCCAUUCCUUAAAAGUCUAUCUCGUGUGGAGUUAUACCACGGGUCUGAUGAACCGCCCUAUCGCAAACUGGAUGAGAACAUACGGUUUAAGUGUAAUGCAGACGACACACUUAGAAUGCUGGCCGGUAGUAAGCAGCACGAAGUUAUGCCAAGGGAACUGAAGAGUUGGCGUUGGAAUUCUCGCCUCACCGACGAUACCUUAUCUCUCGAAAAGUUGGGGAAAUUCCAUCUACACUCCAGUUUUGCUAGCCUCCAGAAGGUAGCUUUCGUCAAUUAUCAGAUUGCCUCCUGGGGCUUACCGAAGAAAGCUCAAGUCACCGAGGAGAUGGAAAGAAAAAAUCAUCUCAAGAUGGUACAACUUUCUGCCUGCAUUUCUGCUUUGCCAAAUCUGCAACAUCUCGUCCUAGAAUCUAGCACGCUAGUAACCGGCUCACUUCUAAGUCGACUUCCGGCGACACUCGAACAUCUCGAACUCAUCAAUUGUUGGGAGGUAGUGGCUGAUGAUCUUGCCAAUUUCCUACUGACUCAUGGUCAUCAUUUGCGAAGUCUCACCAUCAACCAUUGUCAAUCGUUGAGUCUGGCCUUUCUUCCUGUCCUGCGGUCAGCUUGCCCAAACCUAGAGCGCCUUUACAUGGAUUUAUCCUAUUUCCGACACCAUGAGCACUACGCCGACAACAAGCCGGAGUAUGAUACACUCCUUGCAGAAGAUCAAGUGCCGACAUGGCCCGCUUCGAUACAGUCGAUCGAGAUCCUGCAUAUGCGAAAGUGGGACUUCAAAGCAGCAGAGAUGUUUUUCAGAUCUUUAGUACAGAGCGCCCCAGAUGUCCCCAACCUUCGCAGGAUUGCGUUUAGGGUCGCAUUAGAUAUAGGCUGGCGCCAGCGUCAAGAACUCCGGGAAUUCUGGGUCGAGAAGAUGGUGGGAGUCUUCAAGAGAAAAAUGAAAUCGCCCAAAGACCACAAGACACUCAGCCUACCUCCGACCGAGUCCGAUGUGCAAGAUCUGAAAGAAUUGAGGGGCACCGGUCCGUUACCCACGCCGAAGCGACGAAGCACGCGAAUAGCAAACAUCGCACCAACACCCACUUCGUCAGAGGGUGAAACGAGCUACCUUAGCAAAGCUCAACUUGCGAGAGCCUCAGCUAUCAGCAAAGAACUCCAGCGGCUUAGAGGGAGUGGGCUACUCCUCAAAGAGCGUCUACUUAGGGAAAACGACGCCGAUGAUGAGGAUAGCGAAGAUGAACUCGCCGCUGAUCAUUCCGAUCAGAGUGGAUUGAAUCGCAAAGUCAGAAAGGUAUCGAAGCGUCUGCCAAAUGACGACGAAUAUAUCCAUGGCAUGUGCGACGUGGUGGAUAUCCAAGUUGAUAAUCAUCGGCCUAUGGAACGGCAUUUCGACAUGGAGGAUUUCCUGGACUCUGAGGACGAAUCAGACGAAGAGUGGGACGGUGGAGACGCGGAUGUCUUCGAUUAGAAGCAGGGCUAAUGGGAAUAAUCCUUCCCUAUACAACAAUAACUACGACACGAUUUGCAUGAGAUUGGCAUGGUUGAUUAGGGGGACCCGGAGUUCAAUAAGAGGCUCAGACAUUGCUAGAUUUAAGUCAUCACUGACACAUUGCUCAAGAUAUGGAGUUUGAUUGGCAAGGCAUCCAAUACCCAAGGAAACUGAAUGGGGUGGAAUGGCUGUUUUACGUCGUUGGGUGGAGCAGAUGUCCCAUAGCCUCCAGAAAUUUGCAAAUAAGAAUGAAAACUGCAUAUAUGCGCGUUAUUCUAAAGUUCAUGGAUUGUUGC
This is a messenger RNA of Annulohypoxylon truncatum, 2747 nucleotides long. RefSeq lists its product as uncharacterized. The record is from RefSeq and is a predicted model, not a curated record. Bases 190 to 2430 code for a protein of 746 amino acids. The transcript has a single exon. Lineage: Eukaryota; Fungi; Ascomycota; Sordariomycetes; Xylariales; Hypoxylaceae.